AUGCGUAUGUAUAUGGAAAAUGGUGCAUUGGCCAGGUCGGUCAACGUGGACGUGGACGUGGACGUGGACCUGGACAUGGACCUGGACGUGGACCUGGACGUGGACGUGGACGUGGACGUGGACGUGGACGUGGACGUGGACGUGGACGUGGACGUGGACGUGGACGUGGACGUGGUCGUGGACGUAGACGUGGACGUGGUCGUGGACGUGGACGUGGACGUGGACGUGGACGUGGACGUGGACGUGGACGUGGUCGUGGUCGUGGACGUGGACGUGGACGUGGACGUGGAGAUGGACGUGGACGUGGACGUGGACGUGGACGUGGACGUGGACGUGGACGUGGACGUGGACGUGGUCGUGGACGUGGUCGUGGACGUGGACGUGGACGUGGACGUGGACGUGGACGUGGACGUGGACGUGGACGUGGACGUGGACGUCGAGGUGGACGUGGACGUCGAGGUGGACGCGGACGUCGAGGUCGACGUGGACGUGGACGUCGAGGUCGACGUGGACGUGGACGUGGACGUGGACGCGGACGUGGACGCGGACGUGGACGCGGACGCGGACGCGGACGCGGACGUGGACGCGGACGCGGACGCGGACGUGGACGUGGACGCGGACGCGGACGUGGACGCGGACGUGGACGCGGACGCGGACGUGGACGUGGACGUGGACGUGGACGGACGCGGACGCAUGGACGUGGACGUGGACGUGGACAUGGACGUGGACAUGGACAUGGACGUGGACGUGGACGUGGACAUGGACGUGGACAUGGACGUGGACAUGGACAUGGACGUGGACGUGGACGUGGAGAACUUGGACGUGGACAUGUACGUGGACGUGGACGUGGACGAAGACAUGGUCGUGGAUGUGGACGUGGACGUGGACGUGGACGUGGACAUGGACUUAGACGUGGACGUGGACGUGGACGUAGACGUGGACGUGGUCGUGGACGUGGACGUGGACGUGGACAUGGACUUAGACGUGGACGUGGACGUGGACGUAGACGUGGACGUGGUCGUGGACGUGGACAUGGACUUAGACGUGGACGUGGACGUGGACGUAGACAUGGACGUGGACGUGGACGUGGACAUGGACGUGGACGUGGACGUGGACAUGGACGUGGACGUGGACGUAGACAAGGACGUGGACUUGGACAUGGACGUGGACGCUCGUGGACCAGGCAAGCUCCUGGACCAGGCAAGCUCCUUGACCAGGAUAGCUCCUGGACUAGGCAAGCUCCUGGACUAG
Closterium sp. NIES-65 is the source of this 1251-nucleotide messenger RNA. The record is from the annotation of a GenBank genome assembly. NCBI's taxonomy places the organism in Eukaryota, Viridiplantae, Streptophyta, Zygnematophyceae, Desmidiales, Closteriaceae.